This is a messenger RNA of Fonsecaea erecta, 873 nucleotides long. RefSeq lists its product as hypothetical. The transcript has a single exon. The record is from RefSeq and is a predicted model, not a curated record. Bases 1 to 873 code for a protein of 290 amino acids. Gene Ontology annotation, biological process: fatty acid beta-oxidation. Gene Ontology annotation, cellular component: mitochondrion. Lineage: Eukaryota; Fungi; Ascomycota; Eurotiomycetes; Chaetothyriales; Herpotrichiellaceae. Gene Ontology annotation, molecular function: enoyl-CoA hydratase activity.
AUGUCCCCCUACCCCUCGACGCUGUCCACCCCCCCACCGGCGACGCCGAACACGGUGCUCCUGUUCCCGCAGCCGGCGGUGCUGGUGGUGGUGCUGAACAACCCACGGGGGUUGAACUGCCUGUCGACGACGAUGCACUGGGCGCUUCACGCGCUGCUGGAGUGGUACGACAACGAGGGGUCGCUGCGGUGCUGCGUGCUGACGGGCAUGGGCCGCGCGUUCUGCGCCGGCGCCGACCUCAAGGAGUGGAACGAGUCGAACGCCCGCCGCGCCGCGGGCGGGGAGGGCCAGCGCGGCAUGCCCAGCAGCGGCUUCGGUGCCGUGUCGCGCCGCGCCGGCAAGAAGCCCGUCAUCGGCGCCAUCAACGGCCUCGCCUUCGGGGGCGGCAUGGAGAUGGUCGCUAACAUGGACCUGGUCGUCGCCGCCAAGUCGGCCCAAUUCGCCCUGCCCGAGGUCAAGAGGGGCGUCGUGGCCAUCGCGGGCGCCUUGCCGAGGAUCAUCCGGACGCUGGGCAGGCCACGGGCCAUGGAGAUGGCCUUGACCGGGCGCACCGUGUCGGCGGCCGAGGCGCGGGAAUGGGGCAUGGUGAACGCCGUGACCGACGAUGCGCCCGUCGACGCCGACAUCUUGGCCCGGCCCGUCGUGAAGAAGGCCCUGGAGUAUGCCAGCGAGAUUUGCAACAACAGCCCGGACAGUGUCAUUAUCAGCCGCGCCGGGGUGAUCCAGGGUUGGGAAGACGGGAGUGCCGAACAUGCCACCCAGAACAUCGUCGACAUCUAUUCGAAGAGGCUGAACGAGGGAGAGAACAUUCGCGAGGGAGUCCGAGCAUUUGUCGAGAAGCGCGCUCCAAGAUGGGUGCCCAGUAAAUUGUGA